AUGAACACUGAUCGACAUCGUUGGUCAUGGCGAAGUUGUUUUGCUGUUGUUAAACACAAUAAAAAAACAAAAAAACAAAUUAAUCAUCAAUCAAUUUUACAGAGAAUUAAUUCGAAUGGUAAUACACAUAAUAAACAUAUAGAAAAAAUCAACGAAAAUUCGAAUAUUGUUAAUAAAUCAAUUGAAGCAGAAAAUCCUAUUGAUAAUAAAGAUGAAUCUUGUUUAAUAUCGGAAGCACCUAUGUCAAAUGAAUAUGAUAAAUAUAUAAUAGAUAGUUCAUGCAUUAUUAAAAUUGACCCAUUAUUUAAUGAUAAUGAAAAUAAUUUAAUUGAUGGUGAUACUAUACAAAAAAUAAAUAAUGAUCAUUUUAAUUCAACAAUUAACAAUUUAAAUGUAUCAUCAACUAUAAAAUCAACACAAUUAGAUUCUAUUAUUGAACAUUAUUAUGAAGAUAAUUACGAUCAUUUUGAUCAACCAACAAAUUUAGUCAGAUUAUGUUGUGAUCGUGAAAUAGUCGAUGAUUCAAAUAAUCUUUAUUCUCGUUUAUUUGAUUUAAGUCAAAUGAAACAUGUUAUAACACAAUUUAAUGAAAAUGGAAAUUUAUUGAAUGAAUUUACAUGUCAAAUAGACAAAUUAAAAAUCAAAGCUAAUAAUAUAUUUCGAACUAGUGCUGUUAUGCCACGUGAUGCUGAAUUACUUGAAGCACGAUAUUCAACAUUAUUAUCUACAAUAGAAAUUCUUUCAUUAUUAUUAAAAAUUGGUCAAAUUCCAGCAUGUCGUUCUCUUAUAAAUCGUCUUAUAUUUUCAAUCGAACAACGUAUGGAACAACUUAAUAAACUUGUUCAACUUACAUUAAUAUCAACAGAAAAUAAUCAACAACGACGAGAUAUAAAUGAUGAAGAUUUUUUAUCAUUUCGUAGCGCUUUAUCAUCAUAUGAACAUCUUUUUACAACAUCGUAA
Rotaria sordida is the source of this 960-nucleotide messenger RNA. NCBI's taxonomy places the organism in Eukaryota, Metazoa, Rotifera, Eurotatoria, Philodinida, Philodinidae. The record is from the annotation of a GenBank genome assembly.